UUGAAAAAUGGUGGAUCUUUCCCAAUGGAGAGCCUGCAUUGGCCUAUGGAAUAGCUGUAAGACUGCUGCUUGUAGGUCAACUCAAUUUUGCCAUCCAAAUUUGUGUAAAACUGUGGCUAGAGACAAGACCAGCAAUGUUAUAUCUUUGUAUCUGAUUGUCGCUUUAGUCUACCUUAGUAAUGUAGCAUCUUUACUUUUUCCAGGCAUUAUUACUAGUUGUUCCUCUGCAUGCUUUCGUUUUGUCUUGGCUGGAGGAUUUGCUUCCAUUUUAGUUUGUAUUUUUCUGUAUUUCGUUGUCUGUCGGCUACUUCUGUUCUUGUCAGGAGAUAUUGAACUCAAUCCUGGUCCUAUAACAGGUGACCCUGAGGAAAUAUUAAGGAUGUGCUCUGACAAACUUGUUAAUGCAAUUUCUUCAACACUUAUUAAGGCAACAAAUAGGCUGUAUGCUAAAAACUUAAUACCACAACAAACCAAAGAAGAGAUGCUUUUAUCAUCAUCUACACCUCGUAAUAGAGCCUAUUUACUUGUGAAUGUCCUUGAACAACAGUUGAAGGCCUCUCUGGAUUCAUACCAGUAUCUAUUUGAUGUAUUUCAUACAUUAAGGAACCCAAGAAAUCGGGCACUAACAGAUCUAGUCAAUUCUAUCUUUGGUCAGUCUGAUGAAAUUGAACCAUAUUACCCUGAUGAUGUAAAAAAAUAUGCUGAUAUUUUAAAACAAAACUACAAAAAACAAAGUAUUAUUGGAACAGAUUGGCCACCAAAAGUUGGAAAUGAUGACGUCUUUGGAAGAUUAGCACUUAUACAGCAAAAAGAUAGCACAACUUCUCAAGAAAAUAACUCAACUUUUCAUCAAGAUAACUUUGUUCCUCAAGAUGACGCUUCUACUCAGCAACAAGAGUCGUCAGAUUGGUACUUUCUACGGGGACAAGUAGAUGAAAUAUAUCAUCUCGCUGGAAAUGAAAAAGUUGAUAUUAAGGAUAUUCUAAAACCUACAAAAGAUUUUCUAAGUCUUGUAGUUUUAAUAGAUGGUCCUCCUGGCAUUGGCAAGACAACACUUUGUCGUAAACUUUUACAUAUGUGGUCUGAUGGAGAACUCAUUCCGCAUUAUGACUUGGUACUUUACUGUCCUUUGAGAAAUGAGAAGAUAGCUAAAGCCGAUACAUUAAAAGAUCUAUUUGUGUAUAAACGUAAUAAUGUUCCUAUGAUAGUUGAUUUGUUUGAGGAGUGCAAUGGAGAGGGGAUGCUGAUAAUUUUUGAUGGUUGGGAUGAACUAAAUGAAUACCACAGACAAUCUUCAUUAGCUGCUGCUAUUAUUCGUAGAGAGCAGUUAGACCAAUGUUCAGUAAUUGUUACCUCUCGUAGCUAUGCUUCCUCUUCACUUAUAAAAAUGUCUCCUCUCAAUAAACAUAUUCAAGUUAUUGGAUUUUCUAAGGAUGAAAUAGCGAAAGUAAUUAUACAAACACUUCAAAAAGAUGAAAAAUUAGCACAAGAACUCAUUGCAGAAAAUAUUGGUCAUGGUAAAUUUUUCCGAUUUGAAUCUGUUUUUUUUGAAGUCAAAAGUACUGAUAAAACUAUAGGGUCAAAACUAGCAGUGAAGCUAAUUAAUGAACUUAAAGUACAAAGUGAUGUCCAAUCGUUAUGUUUUAUACCUUUAAUCUGUUCAAUCAUCAUUUUAGUGUAUGAUACAGAAAGAAAACUUCCAACAACACUUACUGAAUUGUAUAAGAACUUUAUUUUACAAACUAUCAACAGGCAAAGAGAAAAGGAUGGUGAUGAUCCACAGGUCCUAGACAGCCUUUGUUCAUUACCAGUAGAGUUAGCAACACCUUUUGAACAGAUUUGCUAUUUUGCUUACACUAACCUGGCUAAUACAAUAAUGACAUUUUCUUCGAUACAAAAGAUGUCAGCAGCCAAGGGCAAUAAUUAUUUUGGACUAUUAACAACUUUGAAAGAUUACAGGCAGAAAAAGUAUCAGUUUCUGCACUUGAGUAUUCAAGAGUUUCUAGCAGCAUGGUGGAUACAUAAGCAACCGAACCCAGAGCAGAUAUUUCAUACACAUUUGGAAAAUGAACACUUUCGAAUGUGUCUGAGGUUUGUGGCAGGCCUAACCAAACUUAGUCCACAUGAGAAUUAUGAACAAUACUUCAAUAAAUCAAUUAACUUACAGUGCAAAACAAGAAGGUUAUUUGGAUUUGAUACUCAAUAUCAGUCCUAUUUCUAUACUAAUCCAAUAGUUAAUCAUGUCCAUCAUGAUAACUUCCUUACUCAUGUUGAUGGUUUUUCUAUUCUCCUUCUUCAUCUCCUUUACGAAUCACAAAAUAAAGAACUAUGCCAAACAUUAGCACUAUCCAUUAGUCCUCAAUCAAUUUGUCUUCAUGCAUUACAAUUUUCACUAUUUGACGUAUUGUGUCUUAACUAUUUUCUUAAUGCCAGCAGUACUACCCGCUGGAACCAUCUUCAUCUCAUGCCAUUAUAUCAAGAUGAACUAUCAGUAUUGACUACCAUAUUGAACACAAAAAGACUAGAUGUACAUUUUUACGGACUCACCAAAAAUACAAUACAACAAUUAAGAAAUAUCCAGGAGUACUACAUUGAAAUAUCAGUUACUUCUUUAUACACGUGUGAUGUACUUGUACAAAUCCUCAGUUUUUCCGCACAAAUAAAAAUACUGCACUUGAAAAUGAAUGAAAAAAUGCAAAAAUAUAAUAUGGAGCAUUGCUGUUGUUCUGAUCUUGAGAGAUGUUUAACAGAAAAAGUAACUCUACAAGAAUUCAAUGUUGAUCAUAGACAAGCAAAUAGAUCUCAUUUUGCUGAUAUCCAAGAAAAAAUUGAUGUUCAUGAAAGGAAUAUAUUCAAUACUAUCAUUAAAGGAAUAUGCAAAAAUACAAGUCGUAACAUUCUUCCACAUAUAUUCUUUUCAUGUCUCGUUGCUGGUCUUGAGAAGAAUGAAACAUUAAAGCAGCUGUCUCUACCUGUUCCGCUCUCUACUAGUUGUAUGUAUAAUGAAAACGAUGAUGUAAAAGAUCUUUUUAGCCUUUUGUCUUGUAAGAAAAACCUCACUGAGCUUCAAUUAGAUUUUCAGGGCCAUCAUCCAAGCCACACCAUUAUUGCAACAGACGAUGACACUAUAUUCCAGAUUCAUGUUCUACCAAUGAUUACUAAUAUGUUACUAUCAAAUGGAAGGAUUGAGGUACUAAGUUUAGAUAUUCAAUUUUUUGGCUCACCAAAGCAUAAUAAUGCAUGGGAAAAAUUUAUCAAUGCUAUCUUUAACCACCCUUCACUUCAACACGUUGUUUUAAAGUUACAGUUUCAGAGUACUGAGUUGAAAGAGUUCCUCAGAGGGCUUGUAAAGGAACUUAAGAAAGCAUCACCGAUAAUAAUUUGUGGAACUGACAUACAUGUAUAUUAG
Molecule: messenger RNA, 3409 nt
Organism: Amphimedon queenslandica
Lineage: Eukaryota; Metazoa; Porifera; Demospongiae; Haplosclerida; Niphatidae
Exons: 5
Coding region: 8-3409 (1133 amino acids)
Source: RefSeq, a predicted model, not a curated record